CACUGACUCCGCACCUGCUUAUCCUACACCUACUUUUAUGCCAUAGACUCCCAUCCCUAUGCCGUACUGUUCGCCCUGUUCGCCCUCACAGCAGCACGGUAGAGGCAGCUGACGUGGCGGAGGUGUGCGAGAGGCUGCAGGCGAAGCUGGGCGAGGCUGGGCAAGGCUGGGCUUCUGGGUGCCCGGUGGCGGUGUUUGAGGUGAGGAGUGACGUGCAGAGGAAGGAGGAGGCCAUCCGUCUCUGCAAAGCAGCCCAUAUGUCCUCUCCUGUGGAACCCUUCCCCACCCUCUCUUCUCCCUCACCCCACUCUCCCUUGCAGCUCUCUCAUUGGCUCAUCAUCUCCCCAGAAUUUCCCCUCAGUCCCCUAGAGUACCGGCUAGCUCUCGUUUGUUGCCCCUUCCCCCUCUCCCACCGACCUGCUCCCACAUUCAUCCUCUCUUUUCCUCCCCACUCUCCCGCCUUUCCCUCCCCUCCCCACUCUCCCGCCUUUCCCUCCCCUCCCCACUCUCCCGCCUUUCCCUCCCCUCCCCACUCUCCCGCCUUUCCCUCCCCUCUCCACUCUCCCCCUCUUCCCUCCCCUCCCCACUCUCCUCCCCUUCCGUCCCCAUCUUGGCCCCUUCCCUCCCCACCCUCCCCCCUUGCCCCUCCCCCAGCUCUUUGA
This is a messenger RNA of Closterium sp. Naga37s-1, 662 nucleotides long. The record is from the annotation of a GenBank genome assembly. NCBI's taxonomy places the organism in Eukaryota, Viridiplantae, Streptophyta, Zygnematophyceae, Desmidiales, Closteriaceae.